Balaenoptera musculus (blue whale) is the source of this 795-nucleotide messenger RNA. It is a transcript of the gene CRYGN, whose product is annotated as crystallin gamma N. Gene Ontology annotation, molecular function: structural constituent of eye lens. NCBI's taxonomy places the organism in Eukaryota, Metazoa, Chordata, Mammalia, Artiodactyla, Balaenopteridae. The transcript has 4 exons. The record is from RefSeq and is a predicted model, not a curated record. Bases 146 to 697 code for a protein of 183 amino acids. Gene Ontology annotation, biological process: lens development in camera-type eye; visual perception.
GCGGCCCCUCGCGGGCUUAGCACGCCCGAUAGCACUAACGCGCCGGCCCAGCAAAUCUUUUGUCGGGGCGGCGCUGAGCCAGCAGGGCGCCGCCCGCUAUAUCUGGGGCCCCCGCGGGCCGGUGGGACCGCGCACCAGGCGCAGCAUGGCGCAGCGCUCGGGGAAGAUUACUCUCUACGAGGGCAAGCACUUCACGGGGCGGAAGCUGGAGGUCUUCGGGGACUGUGACAACUUCCAAGACCGAGGCUUUACGAACCGGGUGAACUCCGUCCGCGUGGAGAGUGGGGCCUGGGUCUGCUUCGAUCACCCCGACUUCCGGGGCCAGCAGUUCGUCCUGGAGCACGGCGACUACCCCGACUUCUACCGCUGGAACAGACACAACGACCACAUGGGCUCCUGUCGGCCUGUUGGAAUGCAUGGGGAGCAUUUCCGCCUAGAAAUCUUCGAGGGCUGCAACUUCACGGGCCAGUGCCUGGAGUUCAAGGACGACUGUCCCUUCCUUCAGAGUCAGGGCUGGGCCAAGAACUGGGUCAACGCCAUCAAGGUGUACGGGGACGGAGCGUGGGUCCUGUACGAGGAGCCCAACUACCGCGGCCGCAUGUACCUGGUGGAGCGGGGCGACUUCCGCAGCUUCUCCGACUGGGAGGCCCACAGCGCGCGCGUCCAGUCCCUCCGCCGGGUGGCCAACUUCUACUAACCGCCCGCCCGCCAGUGUCCGGCUGCGACCAGGAGCGGCCCGGAGAGGGGGACAGUCCCCUCAGCCCGCCCAGGACUCGGACCGUGGGAAAUAAACGU